This is a messenger RNA of Linepithema humile (Argentine ant), 791 nucleotides long. Its product is annotated as transmembrane protein 138. Gene Ontology annotation, cellular component: cilium. The record is from RefSeq and is a predicted model, not a curated record. Lineage: Eukaryota; Metazoa; Arthropoda; Insecta; Hymenoptera; Formicidae.
CAACGAAUCUGUGCUGAAUGCGCCGAAAGGUGUUGUCAUAGCUACCAUUUGAGUGAUACAAUAAAUCAUAUAAACUGCAAAUACAUUUAACUUUUAUACUGAUAUCUUUUCUAUAGAUAGUAAAUGACUUCCUUAAGUACAAGACAAUAUACGGUUGUAAUAACCCUGCAAUAUGUCAUACUACUUUUUGACAUUUGUGUGAAUUCGUUUGCAAGCUUUGCCAGACAGCAUCCAACAGAUUUGCUGGUACUUUAUGUGAUUCAAGAUUUUUGUCUUAUUGUGGCUCUUACACUUCUCUUAGUAAACUUCUUUUCUACUUAUAUUUUUCAGGCAGGUUUAAUACAACUGCUGUAUACAAGAUUCCGCAUGACAUUAGUAUUAUGUAUUAUAUAUAUGAUAUUAUCCAUCAGUUUACACACAUGGCAUAUUACCAUACAUUGGGCGAUGCCAUUAAAACAUUAUUGGACAAAAGGAUUUCAUGCUCUUUAUUCUAUACAAAGAACAGUUGCAGUACUGUAUUAUUAUUUUUAUAAGAGAACCUCUCUAAGAAUCGGUGAUCCAAGAUUUUACAAAGGUUCUGCUUGGGUACACAAACAAUUGAGCAUCUCAUAAACAUAUAGAAUUAAUAUAUAAAAAUAAUGGUAAUUUUUAUAAAAUAGAUGUAAGAAUACAUCUGCAUAUAUUUCAAAUUAUGUGUAUUUGUACAAAUCUAUACUAUUACAUAAACAAAGUAAGAAGAGGUGAUGUAAUAUUCAAUUCACAUACAUUAAAAUAUAAAUUCUAAAUUUCUA